AUGGGCAUUGUUUCUAAUGUAGGAGGACGUCGGUUCAAGUGCGCUGAAGCGCAUUAUCUUCCUAUUUAUGGGUUGAGGAGGGGUUUUGGAAGAAAUUUAGAGACUAAUCUGCAGUUUUUCACAUACAAAGAUCUCGAGCAUGCCACGAACCGGUUCAGUGAAGAACUUGGAAGAGGAGCUUUUGGCACCGUUUAUAAAGGAGAAUUGCCAUCAAUCUAUGGAAAUCGUGUUGCAGUGAAAAAACUAGACAAGUUUGCUCAAGAUGGUGAAAGGGAAUUCACAACUGAAGUGAAGGUCAUCGGCCAAACUCACCACAAGAACUUGGUCAGGUUAAUUGGCUACUGUGAUGAAGCUGAACAUAGACUUCUGGUCUAUGAGUUCAUGCAAAAUGGCUCAUUGUCAAGCUUCCUUUUCGGAGUUCCAGGGCCUAGUUGGCAACAAAGAUUGCAAAUUGCGUCAAUGAUUGCUAAAGGCCUUGCAUACUUGCAUGAAGAAUGCAGCAAACAAAUCAUCCAUUGUGACAUAAAGCCACAAUAUAUACUAUUGGAUGAGUCCUUCACAGCAAAAAUAUCCGAUUUCGGGUUGGCAAAGCUUCUGAUGAACGACAAAACCCGAACCAAGACCGGCAUACGAGGGACUAAAGGCUAUGUAGCACCAGAAUGGUUCCGAAACACCCCGGUUACUGUCAAGGUUGAUGUUUACAGCUUUGGGGUGAUGUUGUUGAUCAUAUGUUGCAGAAGAUGUGUGGAAGUUGAAAUGGAGGAAGCAGCAAUAUUAACAGAUUGGGCUUUCCAGUGUUACAGCGAAGGGAUGAUUGGAAAACUGGUUGAAAAUGAUGAAGAAGCUAGAAAUGAUGUUGAGACAUUGGAGAUGUUAUUAAAAGUGGCUAUUUGGCGUGUGCAAGAAGAUCCAUUGUUAAGGCCUUCCAUGAGGAUUGUUGCAAAGAUGCUUGAAGGUGUUGUCCAAGUUCCUAAUCCACCAUGUCUUUUUCCACUCAAUUCAAUGUCAAUGUCUGUGUCUACGAAAAUGAUCUAGUUUUGAAUGUUGUUAAAACUGGACUGGGAAUAGGUUAAAAAAUUAGUACAAUUUGAAGCUAACGUUAACUUCUUUCCACAAACGUCGCUAAAGAUUAUGACCUUUAGCGGCGCUUCCUCCAUGAACGCCGCUAAAGCUCAUGGCCUUUAGCAGCACUUCCACCACAAACGCCACUAAAAAUAUGACUAUUAAAAAAAUAUUUUAAUUAAAUAAUAUUUAUUUCUAUGAUAAA
Molecule: messenger RNA, 1267 nt
Organism: Gossypium raimondii (Peruvian cotton)
Lineage: Eukaryota; Viridiplantae; Streptophyta; Magnoliopsida; Malvales; Malvaceae
Product: G-type lectin S-receptor-like serine/threonine-protein kinase RLK1
Exons: 2
Coding region: 1-1035 (344 amino acids)
Biological process (GO): protein phosphorylation
Molecular function (GO): protein kinase activity; ATP binding
Source: RefSeq, a predicted model, not a curated record